Diuraphis noxia (Russian wheat aphid) is the source of this 1351-nucleotide messenger RNA. RefSeq names its product phospholipase A1-like. Gene Ontology annotation, molecular function: serine hydrolase activity; lipase activity. Lineage: Eukaryota; Metazoa; Arthropoda; Insecta; Hemiptera; Aphididae. Gene Ontology annotation, biological process: lipid catabolic process. The record is from RefSeq and is a predicted model, not a curated record.
GAAAAAUGAAAAUACGUUUGGAUUGUUCGGAUAUUUGAUUCGGAAGCGACGCCAGAUUUGCCAUGAUUUUAAGUAAUGCUGUUAUUAUCAUAAUCUAUUACUUACACUGUUUACAAAAUAACCGCAUAACUAGAAAAUAUUAGGAGGCCGAAUAAAAAUGAUGAGGAGGAACUCCGUAGUAAUUGAAGCUGUGGUUUCGAUAUUGAUAUGUUCAGUCAUUAACGACGUUUCAGGCGUAUUUUUCGGUUCUAGUGAUUUGACUUAUUGGAGAUGCAAAUUCAAACAAACGUUUCAGUGUCCGGAUCCCGACGUGACGUUUUUCUUGUACACGAGUGAUCUCAGGAGAAGGAUUAAAAUCGAUAUGAGAGACAAGUGGUCGUUAUACAACAGUGGUUGGAAUCCAAAUAAAAAAAACGCUAUCGUCAUACAUGGGUUUAACGGAGCGGAAAAUAAUACGUACAUGGUCAUACUAAGAAACGCUUACUUGAUGCGUGGAGAUUUUAACGUAUUUAUGGUAGACUGGAGUCCGUUGACCGUAUACCCCUGUUACCUGUCAUCGUUGAGAAAUACGCGUUUAGUGAGUCAGUGCACCGCUCAACUUUACGCCCAUCUCACUUAUUCGGGCGCUUCCGCUCACAGAAUACACUGCGUCGGCCACAGUCUCGGGGCCCACAUAUGUGGCAUGAUUAGCAAUCACUUAACAGAAAGACAGCACAAGAUCAUCGGUUUAGAUCCGGCCAAACCUCUGAUAGACUUGUUUACGAUGGACGAAUUUCGAUUGACGAGGGAUGAUGCUGAUUUCGUAGAAGUUAUACACACAAACUCAGGAGUUUAUGGAGAGUAUCCUCAAAUAGGACAUGUCGACUUUUGCAUCAAUGGUGGCCGCAUGCAACCAAUUUGCACUAGUCAAGCAAAUAUCAUACAACAAUCGCGGUGCAGUCAUUUCAAGAGCGUUUGUUAUUAUGCAUUGUCACUUUCAAGAAGGCACAACAUGUUUUUGGGUGUACAAUGCACGGAAACCUGCGACUCGGUGGUGCUUCCGUCAUUUUCAAACCGGAUCGAUGUCAUACCCAUGGGCCUACAAACGCCAGAAUGGGUUAGAGGGACAUUUUACGUCKCAUACGAAGAUCCAGAUAAUUUUUGCCGAUUCAAUGGAUAAUAACGAACAUAUUAAGUGUAAACAAAACUCAAAAGUACAUAUAAACUUACCUAAUGGUUUGAUCUUCUAUUAAGUCAAUUUUAAUAUCAAGUAUUUAUAUAGUUUUCUAUUACCUCAUGUUGUACAAACUGACUAGAAUGCAACAAUUAUUGUUGGGUGUGUUAUGUUUGAUUGAUCAUAAUGUCAUUGUAU